AUGUUUGGUAAGAUACUCUGCGGACCACCCGGUAAUGAUGGUAAUUACUCAGCCUCGAUCAACUACAUCUCGCGGCCUGAUAAUCCCAUAGGAGACGACCUGCAGCGGCUUCACAACCACGAGUUCGGGAACAUAGCAGACGACUGGGUAUCUAUGUCGAGGGAAGACCGAGCAGCCCUGGCUGUCGUUACCAAAACGACACGACACAACGGAACCCAGUUUGAAGUGCCGUUACCCUGGCGAAUGGGAUCCAACCGACUGCCCGAUAAUCGAGAGAUAGCCCUCCACAGGCUCAACAAACCGAAAGGACGAUUGAAAAAGAACGCACCGUUUGAGGAAGCCUACUGUAACGCCAUGAAACGCAAUCUAGAGUUGGGAUAUAUCGAAUGCGCCAUCGGAGAAUCCGAAAAAGAGCAACCACUGUGGUACCUUCCGCACCAGCCUGUCAUCAACUCCAAGAAACCUUGGAAGACCAGAGUUGUCUUCGAUUGUGCUGCCGAGUGUGCCGGGAUCAACCAAAAUGAUCGUCUACUGUAA
Echinostoma caproni is the source of this 537-nucleotide messenger RNA. Lineage: Eukaryota; Metazoa; Platyhelminthes; Trematoda; Plagiorchiida; Echinostomatidae. The record is from the annotation of a GenBank genome assembly.